AUGGCGACUGCGUGGAUGAAACGAAGGCAACUUCACGACUCCGAUGCGUUCAACUUCGACCCUCCAGCAGAUGCUUCUUCGAGUAGCAAUCCAGGUUCAGGCUUUGAUGCGCCUUCGACUGGCCUGUACCCCGCCAAUACAUCAAGUCAAGAUGCUUCAAACACUCGGAGCUCGUACCUCACUGACAUGGAUGGCCCGUUUGUACUCGGUGACGCUUCACAAUUCUCCCAAUCUGCCGCGGAAAAUGAAACCGACAACGUGAAUACUGUCACCAACGACGCAGGGGGAAAUACUUUUAACCUUUUGCUUCCCGAUCCACAACCAGAAGCCGUCUUUGACCAGUUAUCUGAUGAGGAAUUUGCAAAUAUGUUGCAAAUGUACCUAGAGAGAGGUCCAAGCCCUACUCAAGGUUGCGACGACAAUUGGUAUAACAUGAACGCAACUUCGAAUUCUAUCAAUGAACCGACUAGCAAGGCUGCGGCCAGUCUAGCGAACUCUCCUGGUCUCGCUGCCGAUCCUGAGGACGCCAAUCAUACUCCAAAGACCAAUGUCUCUGCCGCGCCGUCCACCUCACCGAUUACACCUGGAUCUCCGCCUGGAUCUGGUUGUCGCGCGCUGCUUAAGAAGCUUUCCACGUCUCCGAUUGAGAUACCACACACACCAGAUUUCGCCGACUUCCAUCAUCCCAAGCCCUCACUUCAAAAGCAAUCACGACGCGGGAAGAAACGCAAUGAUGGACACCCUCCAAAUGGUGCAGGCUCAUUUUCCCAGUCUUCACCAGUCCGGAAGAAUACACCUGCCAAGCAGGUACUGGGUAGUCCCUUCAAGAUGCCUGGUCUUCCUGCUUCCGCGCCAGCGAAACCAAUGUCGCGCGACAAUGCCUUGAUGAAUCCUCUUCUCUCACCCAACCCAGCGGCUAACCGACCCCGUCGGAUGGACAAUCUAUCCCCCUUGGGGACUACCCUUCCCAGUCGCCACAUUCUCACAAGUAGCCCGAUGCAAAACAUGGCCGAUCAAACAAGCCCCACCAUAUCUGCGCAUUACCAGUCACCACCCAAUCCGACGGCUUUCGCGAACGACCUGAUAGGCAGCGGCAGCAGCGGAAGCUUCCUCGACCCUGGUCUACCAUCUGCAGAGCAGCCACCCGCAAAGCGUGCCCGUACAGGCACCGUUGGCGCGCAAGAUAUUCUUGCAAAUAUCGCGCGGGAAGAGCAGAUGUGCCAUCAGACCUACUUCCAACACAUUUCGCAAGCAACCGCACAGGCUGGUUUGACUUUGGCAAACCAAUUCAACGACGGUUUCGAACAUGAUUUCAAGUGGCUUGAGCGUGACCGUACCGAUCCGGAGCCGCCACCGUCAAUGGUUGCCCGAUUUACUGGGUACGAGUUUCCCAUUCCUUUGCCAAGUGGUACAAUGAAGUCGCUCGAGAGGGAAGCAGAAGAAAAUGUCAACGUUGGGCAAAAGCGCAAGGCGGUGCAUAUGACUCAAGGUGGAAUAGAAGCAAACGGUGUCCAGGAUCCAUUUGCUCCUUCAGGGCUCGGUAUCGCCCAGGCUGGACCGGAAUUCCAUGGUUUGUUCUUUCCCAACAACCAGGGCCAAUCCGCCUCGCAUAUGCAAACCCAAGAUAGGAUGGUGGCCCAGCGUCAGCUCCAAUCUCCUGGGAAUAUCCGGGCUCGUGGGCAAUUCCGAGUUCAAGCCCAGGCACAGCUUCAGAUGCACGGUCAAACCCAGGAUCAAGGCCAGUUACCUCAGUUAUUGUCAAACUCUCGACUGUCAAGAGCACAACAGCAGCAGCCACAACAGGGCCUACAACCAAGUCCACAUCUCCCAAUCAAUGGGCAACAGCAGUUGAUGAGGUCCACCCCAGACUCCGCCGGCUCACGAGUACCAGGCACUCCCACUCCUGCAUCUCGCCACCGCUCAACCCUUUCGAGGGCAACCCAAAAUGUAACUUGCGGUUCUGUCCUCCCUGGCUUCCCAUGGAGCAAUGCUCAGACGCCCAAUGGUCGGUCAUCCUGGACACCCAACAGCAUGCGGGCGCAGCUUCAGCCUUCCGCGCAGGCUUCGAAGCAAACACCACCAAUCCAGAGCUUAGCCGAAAUGUCGUUGCAUCUGCCGACGCCUCAACAACCUAUUUCUACCGGCUCUUGUCCAAACACUCUAUCCGAGACCCUGGCGGAAACUAAUCGUCGCACGGAGGCUGAGCUUCGUUCUCUCGGCGCAGCCGUCGUGGAUUAUGAUCCAAACAUGAGUUGGAAUGGCAUGGAGGAUAUGCCAGUCGGGACCCUCUACGGAGACAUCGGCGUUCCUCCUCCUCUCGAGGGGCCAUUCGGUGAGACAAUAAACUUGGAUGUAUCUCCCCCCCUGAUGUUGAGCAUGGACAUGAACGUGCCACAGGAUGAGAGUGGGAACGUCGCCGGACUUGAAAGUACGCUUUUGAACACAGCAGUUGCCGCGGGCGAUUACGCAGAACGAGUCGUGAUGACCUCACCCAGCAAUAACAACAACGCGACAGACACACCUGGAAAUGGAGCAGCAGACAUCAGCGCUAUGGCUGCUAUUACAACUCUAGAGAGAGGAGCAGCCGUGUCCGCCGCGGCGGAUUCGGGUUUCCCGUAUGAUUGGAUGACGGGAUUCGACGAAGGAAAGAUCUUUGAUCCUAUAGAUUUCAAUCUCUAG
Cladophialophora psammophila CBS 110553 is the source of this 2679-nucleotide messenger RNA. RefSeq lists its product as uncharacterized. The record is from RefSeq and is a predicted model, not a curated record. NCBI's taxonomy places the organism in Eukaryota, Fungi, Ascomycota, Eurotiomycetes, Chaetothyriales, Herpotrichiellaceae. The transcript has a single exon. Bases 1 to 2679 code for a protein of 892 amino acids.